Paraglomus occultum is the source of this 2568-nucleotide messenger RNA. NCBI's taxonomy places the organism in Eukaryota, Fungi, Glomeromycota, Glomeromycetes, Paraglomerales, Paraglomeraceae. The record is from the annotation of a GenBank genome assembly.
AUGUCAUAUUUUAGCGGCCAGGGAAGUUCAGACCAAGGAGGCUCAGGCCAAGGAGGUUACCCUCCUCGCAUGCCAACAGCUGAACCAUACGCGACGGAAUAUACAUCAGCUGAAUAUGCUACUCCCUACCCUGCCACUCAGACACCUCAACCAACUGUUUAUCCACCUACUCAUGGCACGGAAUCGUCGUUCUUGAACACGGAUCCCGCAUCAGAACCUCUCCUAACUGAUCCAAAGCCAACUGUCGCCUUUGCUGAAGACCCUCAACCACAGCGGCAUUAUGGUGAAGCACCGCGUGUACAGCCGAGGCGAUACAAGACUACAAAGAGGAGAAUUGAAUUGACUGCGGGUAAUUUGGUUUUGGAUCAACCGGUACCAUCUGAUUUAUUGAAAAUGUGUCCCAGGCAAAAGGAAGAAGAAUUCACGCAUCUGAGAUACACGGGUGCUACUUGUGAUCCAAACGACUUUAAAAAGGAGAAUUACAAGCUCAGGCAAACGUUGUACGAUAGACGGACGGAAUUGUUCAUCGUGCUGACUAUGUACAAUGAAGACGAAAUUCUCUUUGCUCGCACAUUCCAUGGCGUAGUCAAAAAUAUUGCCCAUCUUUGUACUCGAGACAGGUCACGUAUGUGGGGCAAAGAUGGUUGGAAGAAAGUCGUUGUUUGCGUCGUGUCCGACGGCCGUAAGAAGAUCAAUAAACGCACUCUUGCAUAUUUGGCUGCUAUCGGUGUAUACCAGGAGGGGAUUGCCAAGAACGCCGUAAACGGGCGCGAAGUCACUGCCCAUAUCUACGAAUAUACUACCCAGAUCUCGAUCGAUCCCGACAUGAAUAUCCGGGGCUUUGAUAAGGGGAUAGUACCCGUGCAAGUUUUGUUCUGUUUGAAGGAAAAGAACGCAAAAAAGAUUAACAGUCACAGAUGGUUUUUCAACGCUUUUGGGGGCGUGUUGGAUCCAAACGUUUGCGUACUCUUGGACGUGGGCACCAAACCAGGAAGUACAAGCAUCUAUCAUCUGUGGAAAGCGUUCGAUAUUAAUUCCCACAUAGCAGGCGCGUGUGGAGAAAUUGUUGCCAUGAAAGGCACGGCUGGUGUCAAUCUGCUUAAUCCUCUUGUCGCAACACAAAACUUUGAAUACAAAAUGUCCAACAUUCUUGAUAAGCCGCUUGAAUCAGUCUUUGGUUAUAUCACUGUGCUUCCCGGUGCUUUCUCUGCUUAUCGAUACAUUGCCUUGCAGAACGAUAAGAACGGGAACGGUCCGCUUAAGCAAUAUUUCCUGGGUGAAAAGCAGCAUGGUGGAGAUGCAGAUAUUUUCACAGCCAACAUGUACUUGGCCGAAGACAGAAUUCUGUGUUUCGAAUUGGUGGCCAAGAGGGAAGCAUCGUGGUUGUUGCAUUACGUAAAGAGUUCUUACGCUGAAACUGACGUGCCCGAUCAAGUACCGGAAUUGAUUAGCCAGAGAAGAAGGUGGCUGAAUGGAAGUUUCUUUGCGGGCGUUUAUGCUAUUGCAAGCACGCUUGCCAUUUUUAGGAGUGAUCAUACAAGCAUUAGAAAAUUCUUGUUGUGCGUUGAAAUGGUCUAUCAGGCAUUCAACCUGAUCUUUUCUUGGUUCGGUUUGGGUAAUUUCUACUUGACGUUUUACAUAUUGGGCAAUUCUCUGACGGAUCCUGUGACGGCUAAAGGAUUGUGGGAUCCAUCGGUUGGCGACGUGAUAUUCACAAUCCUAAGAUGGCUUUACAUAUCACUUCUUAUUGCAUCCUUUAUCCUGGCCAUGGGAAACAGACCUCAAGGUUUCAAAUGGGCUUAUAUAACCGCCAUGGUCUUCUUUGCCUUCCUCAUGACAUACAUGUUGUUUGCUGCGGUUUGGAUCACAAUCAAGGCCGUUGAUGCCGCGAAAAAUGAAACCUUUGCCGACCUUGCUAAUGCCGGUGCCAAUGUUUCAACUGCAAACGCAAUAUUGAGCAAUCCAACAUUCCGUAACGUCAUCCUUUCACUUGCGUCUACAUUUGGUUUGUGGCUCGUUGCCAGUUUCCUGUUCUUUGAACCAUGGCACAUGUUUACUUGUUUGGCACAAUACAUGUUAUUGGUGCCAUUCUAUGUAAACAUUCUCAACGUUUACGCUUUCUGUAACACACACGAUGUCAGUUGGGGAACAAAAGGUGAUACCGCCAUGCCUUCACAUGAUUUGGGUACUGCACAGGCAGCCCCAGGGAAAGGCACGGUUGAAAUAGAGGUCGCUGAAGAAAGGGAUCUGAACGUCCUCUAUCAAGAGGCCGUCGAUACGAUCAAGACACAAGUCGCAGAAGAACCCCAACAUAGAGAUGCCGCCACAAAACAAGAGGACUAUUAUAGAAAUUUCCGUACUCGUGUAGUAUUGGCAUGGAUAGUCAGUAACGGGGCUUUAGUUGGUAUCAUUACAAGUACGAGUGAGACUCUUUCUAAACUUUUGACUGAACAACAGAGGAGCAAUAUUUACAUGGCCUUUAUACUUUGGAGUGUAGCAGCACUAGCCUUUUUCAGAUUCGUUGGAUCGAUGUUGUAUCUUCUCUUUAGAUUAUUCACUGGUAAUUAG